This is a messenger RNA of Eleginops maclovinus (Patagonian blennie), 4540 nucleotides long. Its product is annotated as transcription cofactor HES-6-like. NCBI's taxonomy places the organism in Eukaryota, Metazoa, Chordata, Actinopteri, Perciformes, Eleginopidae. Gene Ontology annotation, cellular component: nucleus. The transcript has 4 exons. The record is from RefSeq and is a predicted model, not a curated record. Gene Ontology annotation, molecular function: protein dimerization activity; RNA polymerase II cis-regulatory region sequence-specific DNA binding; DNA-binding transcription factor activity, RNA polymerase II-specific. The coding region runs from base 3172 to 4068 and encodes 298 amino acids. Gene Ontology annotation, biological process: regulation of neurogenesis; regulation of transcription by RNA polymerase II; anterior/posterior pattern specification.
UAAUCCAAUCAUGUGCACAAUGAAUUACUCUAUCCAUCUAUCUAUCAUAUUUGAAGCAGUCCAUGUGCGAGCCUUAUGUUUGAAACUAAGGACUUUCAUGUUGAUGAUGUUCAGCUCCCUGCAAAUUAACUCAAAUCUAUUGAUUAGCUCAUCCAGAUCCUUAAAAUAUGAUACCAGAAGGAACAAGGAAAAAACAAAUUCUAACUCCUGUCAUUUAAUAUUGAGAAAGGAAAAAAUCAUUCAUGAGCAAUAUUUAUACAGAACACACAUUAUACUUGGUUAUCACACUCUGUCACUGUCACAUGUCCUCUUAGGCGCUACCUGCUGGAUUUACGUGGUAAAACACCUUGUGACGUCACUGACUGGUGCAGUGACCGCAUCUAACAGCUUAGUUGUUUUCUUAUUUCGAGAAAAACCGGGGAGAUUUAAGGCUAAUUGCUGACAUGCUGCUUAACUGAGUAAAGAGAAGGCAUUUAUUUUGCAUAUUAAUAUUCACUUUCAUUAUUUAUGCCUGCACAUAUGAAACAUUUAGAGUCAUUUCUGCUGAAAGCAAAAUUACAGGACGGCCAUCUGCAGUGUGUCCUCGCAGUGUCCAAACAAGGUGACGUAAUGUCAACAUCCCCAGGCAGGGAUGACCUGCAAUUACAGCUUCCCCUGUGUUGUAAUGAUUAAGUACAUUUCCCCCUCCCCUUUCAGAUAUAUAGUAACUGCACCUUGUAGAGCAAUAUAAUACACUGCAGUACGUAUCGUCAUUUUAAACCAUUCGGUUGCAUUAACAAAAUCACUGCAAUGUCAUCAUGUACACAAAAUGGCUUUUGUUUAUAUAUAAGCAUGUUUGCACUAACAGAUCAUACCAGAAUAAAAGCAAAUCCCAUAGGGUGACAUGAUGAUCCAUGGACCGAAAAUUAUAUUAAAGCUAUUAACAUAUAGGUAUACCUUAAAUGAGCACUGAUAAAGUACUGAAACACAAGAAAAAUGCCACAACACGAAACAAUAGAAAAAUCAAACUGUGCAAACUCACGUGAGCCUGAGGUAUAAUGAUCUUGUCUCCAUCGAUUUCUUUUUCGGGUUUCUGCGCCGAAACCGUCUGGAAAGUGAUCUUCACCAUGUUUGUUUGUUAAAGAGUGUGUUUGCUUUAUCUAUUGAGCUGAUUUUAGUGCGCUGGUUUCAUCCAUAGAGCAGGGAAGAUUAUAUAGCGGUAGAACAGUCUCGCCCCCGGGACUUAGUGACCUCAGAAGAGCGUCUUCUCUGACGAACAAGCACUGUGUGGGUCUGGAGAAAAGCCGCCUCGCCGCUGUCAAAAUAAGAGUCCAAGUCCGGUUACAAUGUCCACAUUUAACUCGAAAUGCGCCGUUUAUGGUCUGUUAGGUAAACAUCUGAAUAUAAUUAAUGACCAAAGCUAAUCAGCAUUAAAAUGACCAAUUGUACCCUUCGUGUAAGAAUAUAAGACUACACCGUGCCCUUAUUCUGAAGGCAAGUGCCCGAUAUGGUAGUGUUUUCCGUAUUUUAUUUAAAGCUGCAUCUCCUGUUCUGUUCUCAACACUUCCAUCCGGAAAUGUAGGGUUGUUUCAAACACCCAGUAAGCUAUAAACUGCCAUUCGAUUCGCUCUAGGUCACUAUUACUUAUAAUAAUAGUAAAUGGGCAUCAGCAAAGCAUUUCAUGCAUUUAGUAUUUUACCAUAAAUAACAGUGCAGGAACAAUAUGUGCCUUGCACUGAGUAUUUAAUUUUUAUUUUAAUAAAUAGUAUAUUAUAUAGUACAUUAUUAUGCAAUAUUAUGUAAAGUAACAAAAUGAGCAUAAUGAGCAUUCGUAUAAACGUUGAGCUUUAGUGUGGAAUUAGUGUUUUACAUAAAAGUUAAAACAUACAUCAAAGUCUAAGUGAAAUGUGAAAGGACACAACUUUGCAAUAUCAUAGUUAAUCAUAUCAUCAGAUGUUAAUAUUUAUUGCUGUAACUUAAACCUUACACCCAGCACCCAGGCUCAGUAGUGUACUGAAUCAAUGAAGUUAUGAUAGUGGAUCACUGCAGACCAAACGGCGUAAUAACUAGAGACAUCCACACAGCCAUUGUGACUAUAUGUGGAUACCCAUGACAGAGUGCCAUUAUGACUCACUGCAUGCAUACGCUUUAAAUAGAUGAUACGACAUAAUAAGCUCUACUCUACUACUUACAGAGAAUGUAAUCAUGUCACUAAAUCAUCCAAGGGUGCUGGUUUUUUGGGUUUUUUUUUCCAGCCAGCACUGUUUUAGGUUGUUGUUCAUUUGCAGAGACUCGAGGCUAUUUACACUCUUUACACUUUGCUAUGUACUUGACAAAUGGCUCAUAUCGUCCAAUUCACAUUAGUUGUUUUUCGGAGGGAAUGGAGCACUUGCCCAGUCCCCAUAGGUGAACUGAUGGCUCACAAUCAAGCAUUUAAUAGGAGAACUGACUAAUGAUGCAAUGUGAGAAUUAGCAGAUAUAUGGCCUAUAUACAUUUAAAGGACGUGCUUUGAAUAUCAGUUUUAAAAAGGUAACAUUUUGAAGUACUACAUUAGUGUCAGUAAGUCGUACCAAAAUGUUUUUUCAAAAAUGCAUGUAUCAAAAAAGAUAAUGUCUUUGUAUUCAAAGAUAUAUCAUGGCACUACCAAGAGAAAAGCAAGACUUAAAUAACCUACAUAUGAAGGACUGUGAUUAUAAUGAUCCAUGAUUAAAUAUGUUAGUUUCUUAUUUGUUUCAGCUGCGGAUAUGUAAAACAUUGUUAAACCCCUUUCUGGUUGAAUUCAUAAUUUGAAAUCUGUAUAACUUGUACUCAUAAAUGUUACUCAAGUAAAAGUACAAAGUGUUAGCAUAAAAAAAACUUCCGAAAAAAACUACUUAUUAUGCAGAUUGGACCAUUUUCUAAUAAUAUUGAUGCAUUAAAAAGUUUAUCAAAGAUGGUAAACGUGGAGCUAAUUUUAACUACUUUGUAUACUGCUGGAUAGCUUGUGGAUUUACUCCAGGUGUAACUAAACUUAUUUAAGUGUUGAUUGUAUUGCAUAUCAUUAAUCACAAACUGCUAAAUGACUUGAGUAAAUGUUCUUAGUUACUUUACAUCCGUGGUAAAUUAUGGUAAAUUUGUUCUCGACUAUAUCGAGGACAAAAGCUAACAUGACCACUGAUGAUUGGCGGACAUGAGCGUUGCGCGCUCUCGAUAUGUCUUGCUCUCCUAGCCAGUUCCCCCAUUCAUAUGUAAAUGAGCCGUCAUAUAUACCUAGCACAAGCCCCCACGGAGCAGCAUUUAGGAGCCCAGUCCCUCUGCAAGCUUUGUUGGCUGUUGAGAUCACCCGGCCAUCUGUCCCGUUAACGAGCUUUAACGGCUUUCUGGAUUACUCACCGACCUCCAGAGGGUUUCUGGCAGCGCCUGGGUUAAACUUUAACAACAUGGCCCCCAUCCGUAACACAAACGACACGGACCGAGGUGAUAACUGCACUGGAAUCAAAUCUGACAGAAAGAUGAGGAAACCUCUGGUGGAGAAAAAAAGGAGGGCUCGCAUCAAUGAAAGUUUACAAGAACUCAGAGUCCUCAUGGUGGAUUCAGACUUACAAUCAAAGAUGGAGAAUGCCGAAGUGCUUGAGAUGACAGUGAAACGGGUGGAGAGCGUCCUCCAAAACCAGGCCCAAGAAGUGGACGCUGUGAACCGGGAGGCUUGUGAGCGGUUUGCUGCAGGCUACAUCCAGUGUAUGCACGACGUGCACACCUUUGUGUCCAGCUGCCCGGGGAUUGAUCCAACAGUGGCCGCAGAGUUGUUGAACCACCUCCUGGAGAGCAUGCCCCUGAACGAGGAGGACCGCCUCCGGGUGUUGCUGCCAGACACAUUGUCAGAGAGCCCCGGUAGUAACCGCAGCACUUGGUCCCUGUCUGAAAGCAUGUACUCGGCCCUGGUGUCCCCAGCCCCCUCAAGCACCUCCACCGAUGACCUCUGCUCUGACCUGGAUGAGAGCACAGACUCGGAGCAGAGUCAUGUUUCUUCAGAGGAGGAUGCUGACAGCCAGGAUGUGUUGAACUUACCUCUCAUUUGUUACUCAAAGUCAAUGUGGAGACCAUGGUAGAACAGUAAAAAGGGAAUAGCAUGUUUUUCAACACUAAAUGGUUUUGUGUUAGGAUGUUUUGUGUGGUAGACCUCAGUGCUGAAAUGACAACUUUUUGAGAGGCAUCUAAGAAGAUCUUGUAUUGCGGGAUUACAAUUAAACUAAAUUGUAUUUAAUAAAUAAAGUAUGUAAUUAAGUCUGUUUUGCAGAGGUCAGAGACUUGUAGGGCCUGCAUUUGGAAGUGUAUUGGCCUUGUUGGGCCAGCCUUCAGUGAAGGGGUAAAUGCAUAUGUAAAUAUUUACAUGUUGAAUAUGAAUCAGCUGUAUAGAAGAUAGCUUUCCCACUAAAAUGCUUUGUUAGUUGUGUGUAAAUUAUUUUGUAUUUAGUGUGUCUUUUUAACUUUGUAUUUAUAAAUGUCCAAUGACUUUUAGUAGGCUACCUCAUCUGAUUGCCUAAGUUUCAACUUUUCAAUAAAUAUCUUUUUGACAACUUC